AUGUUACCUCUACGAUCUGGAAUAGGCGAAGAUGCUGGAAAAUUAUUAGCUCAACUGUUAUUCUCAAAAAUCAAGCCAAUUUGCGUUGAAUUGUCCCAAGUAUUGAAUGCUCCUGAAUUUAACAUCAAUAAAGUUAGAUCACUUUUAACUUCACUUGAAGCUGCUUUAUAUAAACAUUUGAAAGAGGCACAAGAUCAGGUUGUCAUAUAUAGACUCCCAGAAACAGUUGCUGAUUAUAUAUUUUUUCCAAUUUCAAAUUUGUUGAAAUUUCCCCGUUUGGAUGACUCUAUUACUCAGCAUAUUUUGGCCAUUAUUGGGUUUCUAAUAGACAAUGCAUGGAGUUUCAAUGUUAAUUACAAUUUGAUCGAUCAGUUAUUCCCAUUAUUGGUAUAUCUCCUGGGAUUUGAUACGAAAGCACAAGAAACAUCGCUAAGUGAAAAAUCAUUACAAUUUAAACUGUCUUCUAUACUGGCAUUAUUCAGUAUUUCCAAAACGCUAACUAGAUCUUACUUUCAAGGUGAAGGGAAAAGACUUGUUUUUCUAAGCAAUUCUAUAUCAAUUGUUAUAGAUAUUAUUGGAUCUACAACCCCAAAUUCACAAGAAGCAAUUAAAGUCUUGGAAAUUAUAUUUGAUACAAUACUUCAACUUGUUCAGUGCCUUACUUCAAGUCAGCAGUCACAAAUUUUACCUGGUAUAGUUUCUUCAGUUACCACAUUCGGUUCUAAAAAUUCAAACAUUCCAGCCGAGUUGACCAUUCGCAUAUUGAAAGUAUUGUCUUUUAUUAUCUGUAAUUCAUUCAACGACAAUGAACUACAUGCCGAAUUAGAUGUUCACCAUAUUAAAAACUUGAAAGAUCUUGAAGUGGUUUGGAAUACUAAUGAGGUAGCCACAACUGAAAGGUGCAAUAUUACAAUCACUGAAACUGAUCACCGUUCUUUAUCUUGGGUAAAGGCAACAUCGAAACAAUUGAAAAUAAGUUUAACUGUAUUCUUCAAAACCAUAUUGCAUUCGGAAAAGAACAAGCAACGACUAAAAUCAAAACCAGAACUAUACAACGAAGUAAUAAAUUUUGUUUCAGGUAUAUUAAACAGUUGUUUUGCUACUCUUUUUACAGAAUUUGCGUCCUUAUCAAUCGAUAUACUUUCCAGUUUGGUAUAUGCCUCUUCGUAUGGUGAGGAAAAGGAUAUCAAUGACAAAAUAUCAUCAAUAAGCAACAUGUUAUGUUUAUGUUUAGAUGAUGAUUCUAAAGCAAUGGCAUUUUUUGAAAUUCUUCACUCAAAGUUGCUAUACCUUUUACAAAACAAACUCACUUCCACUUUAUUCUCAAUUGAUGAAGAAAAAGUAUCAAUGACUAUAGCUUCUUUAAAGCUAAACUUUCAAUUACUCUUUGAUUUAUCUAGAAGUCAAUCCACUGAUUAUCAAGUUUUGAAUGAAUUAAGGAAGUUUACAUUGAAGUUAUUUCGUCAACAUAUGUUAGACAGAUUCAACUUGGAGAACUCUAAAUCAGCCUCCAAGAUUGGCAAUUCUGAUACCUUGAUUCCACUAAAUGAAGGUGAAAGUUCAAACAAAUUAGACUCUAUCGAGCUUCCAGAAUAUGUGAAUGUACAUAACAUUGCAACUCAAAAUAAAACAUUGACCAAAUCCACAAGUUCCUACAUUCACAAUCUCCAAUUAAUAUCAAGAAACUGGAAUGAGGCACUGAUUUUGGCUAAUUCUGAGGAAUCUUCUACACUUGGAAUUGGUACCAAGCUCAUUGAAUUCAAAGUUGCGGGUUUUAUUCAAUUUUUAUCAAAUUUGAGAUUUAGAAAUGAUUCAGACUCAACCUUGAAUGACUUGGAAGAUAUUUUUAUGGAUUGUGAUGAUAAUUCGCUCGAAACUAGUUUAUCAUUAUGGAUAGCCACUAGGUUAAUCAAAAAUUAUACGUCUUCGAAGUCGAUAGAGGAACAUGAGUUCGAUCCAGAUAAGUUUCUCGACUUUACAGAAACUGAAGAAGAAUCAAGCUAUAUUGAUGAAGAAUUAGACGCAGGUGAGGAGUCUCUAUACUUGGUAUUGGCUAAAAGUGAAGAAUUGAUAUCCUCGGUCAGCUCCAAGGAUGAUGGUGAGCUAAAUGUUUCGGAUGAAUUGAUAUAUUGUUGUGCUCUUGAUGCAAUCAACGAAUUGGCAGGAAAACUUUCUAAGGAACAAUUCCAAUCUGACUUUCUCAUGGACAAUCUUUUGGUUUUAAUAAAAUCAUUAACCUACAAUAACAGACCUAGAGUACAACAAGUUGCUCAAAACACCGUCAAAUCUAUAUUAGAAGCAUAUUACGAUAAUUCGAUGAAGAAAUUGAUUAUUGAAAAUCUGGACUACUUGAUAGAUAGUUUAAGUUUACAAAUGUCAGUUGCAAGCAACUUGACUCCAGUGUUACCAGGUAUUUUAGUCAUUAUAAUUAAAAUUACUGGGAUUCAGUUGUUAGAAUCUAAUCAACUUACUGAUAUUCUAACUGAAAUGUUUGUUCUUUUAGACACAUACCAUGGCUACAACAAACUAGCUGAAUCUUUCUUUGUUGUAUUUGAAUCAUUAACUGAACAGAUUAAUAAACAGUAUGGUUCAAGGCAAACGAUUAAAAGUGCUGAUAAUAUAAAUUCCUCAUCAUAUAAACCCUGGGGGAUGAGUAGCAAAGAGCAAAUGAUGGCACUCAUCCUGGGUGCCGGAAGUGUUCUUGAUUCAGUUGUUGAAUAUGAUAGCACUAAGGAAUAUUUCAAGAGAAAAACAGAUGUCCCAUUUUCAGAGAUACUGCAAGAUUCUGAUGAUGAGGAUGAGAGUGAAGAGGAGCAAGAAGAAGAGGAGGAAGAAGAAGAAGAGUGGCAGUCAGUUGUUCCAAAGAAGGUAUAUUUUAUCUUGCAAAGAAUUUUCAAUUAUGGAUUCGUUUUGAUUGCCCAACCAUCUUUUUCUUUGAGAGCUCAAAUAAUAAAAACUUUACGUUUAAUAUUCCCAUUACUUUGUUUUAAUUACAAAUUGGUUUUACCAGUAAUUGCCAGUAAUUGGCCCUUGUUGGUCACUCUAAUAUCUGGAUCUAAAUCACUUUCCACCUACCCCAACAUUGAUGUUAUUGGAUACACUCUGGAAGAAACAAAUUUGAUGUUUCAAUCAUUGGAAUUUGUAACUGAAAUUUUAACUGAAGAUGUGAGCAAAGAGGAAUACUUUUUUGCAAGGAAAUUUCAAGAAGCCUGGGAAUUUAUGUCUGAACACUCCAAGCUCAUAUCCAGCAAGGGUACUAAGGAUGAACUUUCAAAAGAAAGACUGUUGACAGUGCUGCAGAGCCCUCUUAGAACACACCCGAAGUUAAGAAAUGUCCUUAUCAAAUUUUUAAUCACCGGUGUGCAAGCUUAUGAGAGAACCAUACCUGAUAUUGUCAGGUAUAACGUAGUUAGUUUAUGCCACAGAUUAAAGAUUCCUGAAGAUCUUAUCUUAUCUAGAGAUACUGCUGGUAUCAUCGAGGUGCUACAAAGUCAUGAAUUAUAGAAUCUAUUUAUAGUACUUAGAAAAGUAAACUCAAUCUAUCAUUACAACAUCUGUCAGUCCUUCUGCAUCAUCGGUAGUAGUUGCUUCGUCUUCUGCUAUUAGAUCAUGGAUAACAGCUUUGCGGAUUGGCUUGUCUUCUUUUGGUGUAGUUGCAAUUGGAAAAUGGAGCGUUUGUUGCCCUUUGGAUAAAAUCUCUGCCGGUCUUGAAGUAUUAUCGCUGGAAUUUCCAGUUGAGUUUGUAACUUUACCUGGUGCAGAGCCUGGGAUAUUAACCUUUUUGUUCUGAAUUAAUUCACCAAUUGGUUGGGUUUUAGGAAUGGUAUCACUCAAAAAGUUUAAGGAAUCAUGACUGGCAACGGCAGAGGAGAAAUCUUUAUAUUGGAUUUUCUUUCUUUUAUCCAUUUUGGCCUGCAAGCUUGCCUGUUCUACAAAGUAUUGAACAAAUAAUUCUGUGGCUAACCCUGCUGUAUAAACAGCAGUUUGUGAAGCAGCAAGAUAUUCUGGAUCCAUUUUAAAUAUUCUCUUUAUUUUUGACAAUGGGAGAGACAUCGACUGUUCUGUUGCCUCUUCUGUUUCGAUUUCUGCUUCUGCUGUUGAUGUUGGUUCGUUUUCACCAUCAACAGCUGGGGUUUCAGUACCUUCGGGAUCAUCAGUCUCCAUGGCAUCUGUUGCUGGUGGUGUUGUUGAUUUCUCGGCAGGUAAGCUCGUUUCAGGAGUGUUUCCAGGCGAGACAGUAGUUUGCCUACUCUCGUCUAUUUCAUUGAUUGAAGACAUGGUGCUGUUCAUUUGUUUGUCUUGUUGUGGAAUCUGGAUAGAUAAUUACAAGAUUAAUUUUCAGUUAGGACGCAUACCCUCGGAAAAUAUUCUAGUCACGUGGUAGAAAACCUCGGAUGUGUUUACAAAGUAUUAUAUUUGGCAUCAUGUCUAUAUUAUUGACUAUUUACAGUAGAAAUAUCUUUCUAUUCAUAACAUUGGAUAAAGCUCAUAAUUUGGCUUAUUCCUUGCUUGUGUUUAAUUCCAAUUUUUCAGCACUCUCCUUCUCUAAGAUUUCUGGACUUACAAUUCUUUCUUCGUAAUCCUGCUUCUCAAGGUCUUGUUGGUCAUAUUCUUCACCAUAUUCCACAAACUUGAUGAUACUAUCAAACGCAUAUUCUGCUGAUUUUAUUCCAUCUUUAUAGCCUUCUGUGGUGAGACGAAUCUGUGGAGUGUUUGGAGAAACAAGAGCUUUCAAUUCAGUAGAGUUCAAAUCAGAUGGUACCACGUAUGUUCUUACUUUAUCCCAAUUCAUGAUAUAUUGACCCUUAUUAUUUAAUCUCCCUACACCUGUGGAACCAGUACCUUUGUAGAAAGUGUGGUUACCUUGUUUGGUGGUUAUUGGAUGUCUCUUGGAACCAGAUUUGAUAAAACCAUACCAUAAUUGACCAUUUUUAUACUUUUGCCAAGGUCUUCUUAAAGAAGACAGGGCUGUACUUUGGAAAUUUAAGACUUGUGUUGCUCUCAUCGCUCUUCUAUUCUCUUUGUCUUUAGUACACUAAGUCCAGUGAUAGUAAAGCUCCAUUU
Spathaspora passalidarum NRRL Y-27907 is the source of this 5064-nucleotide messenger RNA. RefSeq lists its product as uncharacterized. The coding region runs from base 1 to 3504 and encodes 1167 amino acids. The transcript has a single exon. Lineage: Eukaryota; Fungi; Ascomycota; Pichiomycetes; Serinales; Debaryomycetaceae. The record is from RefSeq and is a predicted model, not a curated record. Gene Ontology annotation, biological process: chromatin remodeling. Gene Ontology annotation, cellular component: cytoplasm.